AUGUUAAUCAAUUUUUAUUCACUGUGACAUACAGUAAUUUCACAGUUAUUAAAUCUCUGCCGUUAUUCAACAAUACAUUUACUAUGAAACAGAUAUGUCAAAGCAACAUUUGUUUGCCAGUAAAAACUCAUUACUGUCUGAAGUCAUUUUCUGCAUGUAACAGAACUAACAUAUCCAGCAUAUCGGGAUUUUGCAUGAACUCGAUUUGUAUCAACAUUGUAAAAGGUUUGAAAUAUGUGAUUGGUCACAAUGGUUCCGCUGGUAUCAACACUAUUGAUGCAUAUUUUAAUAUAGGAAAUGCUUCUCAUGCGUUUUAUCAAUAUUUCGAGGUCGAAUACAAUUGGAUAGAUUUAAAUGACACAAAAGUUUUCAUUCGUAGUGGAAAUCCUGGCUACGUAAUGGAACUGAUGGAUUUCUUACAUUGCCUUUGACUGAAAAAAAUGGAGAAUGUGACCGAAUUAAUAGACAUAUCAUCGUAUUCGGUGAAGAUAUUAGAUUAACAUGCUCUGU
Messenger RNA from Temnothorax curvispinosus, 510 nucleotides. RefSeq lists its product as uncharacterized. Lineage: Eukaryota; Metazoa; Arthropoda; Insecta; Hymenoptera; Formicidae. The transcript is spliced from 3 exons. The coding region runs from base 84 to 431 and encodes 115 amino acids. Gene Ontology annotation, biological process: cilium assembly. The record is from RefSeq and is a predicted model, not a curated record.